GAAUAAUGCUAUUUUUACCAAUAUUGCAGUCAAUUUGGAACGGAGGAAGUAUACUCAAAUCCCAUCAUUCAUAGCCUCUGAUUCCUCAGCGCGGGACACACACUACAUCUAGAGAGAUACUAGUCUUGCACAUAUUUAGAGAGAGAAACUUUCAAACCAGUUAUAACUUCUCCUGCCAAAGUAAAUUUGUUAAUUCCAGAAAAGGGAAGAAAUUCAGUAUUCAAUUUUCCCCAAAUGUGAAAUUAAACCUUGAAAUCUCUUAAUUUCUCCUUUUUCUACUCUAAUUUUCACUAUCUAGUAAUCGUUUCAAAGGUUUUCUCUGAAAAUUUGGUAUCGGCUAUGUAUUUCAUCAUUCUGGGUUAAUUUCGGCUGGAUUCUCGAUUAGGGUUUAUUGUUUUUUUUUGUUUCAGAAUUUCGGUCGAAGUUUCAACUUUUCAGGAUGCCUGAGAAAAUGUGUAGAAUGUCGGAUAAAGAUAAAAGCAGAAUAGCGGAAAAAAUGUCUGAAUUCAUAUUGUUAAUGGGGUAUAAUGCUGAUUUUCAAGUUGUGAUAGCAAAGGAACUAAAUCGUCAAAUAUGGAUGAGUACAGAAAAUUUAGGUAGAAAACAAUGUAGGGAGUUGUUGUAUCUAUUGUACAUGGCUGAUAAUGCAACCUUGUUGUCGUUCACAGUUUCAUUGGGGAGAUUAAUAUGGGUAAAUCAUUUGAGGGCGAAGAGGAGGAUUCUUAAAAGGAAAGUUUUUCAGAAGGUUAAACAGCAGGAGCGAAGUAGGGAGAGGAGGAAGAGGAGAGAAGGGGUACGGCUUGUGGUGAUGACGAAUAGGGGAGGAAAGGUAGGGGGAAUCAAACAAUGUGAGGCGAUUCCCAGGUUUUUGUGGGCUAAGGUAGGGUUUCGUUUGAAGCCGAGACUUAUGUGUAGGAUGGCAAGACAGAGGGUUGUAAAGCGUAAUGUAGAAGUUGGUAGUCGUGUAUAUAGGCUUGCUCUUGCUAUGGGAUUCCUGUCGUUUCGAAAUGUUUGUGUUACAUCUGAGUGGGAGUUUUGGACUGUCUGCCUUGUUCAGCAAGUGUUUGGGUUUUGGAGGAGUAUUGCUAUUGGAGGAAGGCUGAGUGAUUAUUUCACCAGUGUGGCUCAUGAAUUUGGAUUGGAUGUUGUUUCGUGUGAGCUUUUGGAGCGCCUUCAGAGCUGUUUCCGUUGUUCCUCUACUACCCGUUAUCCAGAAUAUGGAAGAGAAUAUCCAUAGCCUGGAGAUCUCAGCAUAAUGAGGACGUUUGCUGAUAUGAUUAUUAAAAGGGCUUCGACAAUGCAUAAGUCAUUUUUGUUUCCGAUUUGACUGAAUUAGCUAACGAAUGAAGAGUGAAUACUUUUCAUUCUCAUGCGGCAUUUUAUGGCAUUUAGAACUUAUGUUAGUGCUGAUGAAAACUUUGCUGUGUUGAUUA
Amaranthus tricolor (Joseph's coat) is the source of this 1433-nucleotide messenger RNA. RefSeq lists its product as uncharacterized. The record is from RefSeq and is a predicted model, not a curated record. The coding region runs from base 440 to 1237 and encodes 265 amino acids. The transcript is spliced from 4 exons. NCBI's taxonomy places the organism in Eukaryota, Viridiplantae, Streptophyta, Magnoliopsida, Caryophyllales, Amaranthaceae.